GUAAAUCAGAAUUUGAAGUUCUACCGAAUCGUGAAUGAGAUGAUCGGCAGAUGUAGAAUCAAACGAGUUGAGUAUGGUGAUGGGAUAAGUGCAUUGUCCAAGUUACAAAUCGCAGCUGGACUGAGUAUCAGAUUCACGGAUGUUGGUAUUUUCAACAUCAUAACUGGUGAACGCUUGCAUAAAGAGAUUGCAUAUGAGUUAGUCCCGGGCACACCAGAAAACUCUCACAUAGUACUUGGUGGAGUUACAAAAAUAGAUGUAGAAUACAAGUUACCAUCAACAUCAGUGUAUAGGAUUUUAAUGAGCUCUAGUGGCUAUGAUAUAAUAGUUGGAACAAAAGUGAGAAGUACAACGGACACUAUUGGGAAUGAAGGAACUGAAGCUGUGAGGAGUUCCAAAAUGCCCUUCAAGACACCAAACUACUCAAUCUUCAACAUCGGAGAUCUACCCAACAUCAUGCAUGGAGCAGUGAGCACUCUACUGGAGGAAGAGGCAAAGUUUGAAGCGAACUCAAGUGGAUGGAGUCGUCUGAUCAUUGAUGGACUCCUCAUAUGCAUAAGCAAGCUCACACUGCUAUAA
This is a messenger RNA of Nilaparvata lugens (brown planthopper), 579 nucleotides long. RefSeq lists its product as uncharacterized. The annotation marks the transcript as partial. The transcript has 4 exons. Lineage: Eukaryota; Metazoa; Arthropoda; Insecta; Hemiptera; Delphacidae. The record is from RefSeq and is a predicted model, not a curated record.